AUUUGGUUGGUACAGUCUAUAAUGAAUUUACGUCACGUCUGAUCCCAGAUAACGAUUAUCAACAUGUAACAGAAGAAAACCCAAUCGAUUAUAAAUGCAUCGGUGCAACUUUCCUGCUUGUAAUUAACUUUAACGUACGACCGGGUUUUGAUGUACUCGGCGUGUCACUGUCCUUAUAUCUUACUGUUGAGCUUGACCUCCUCGAAAGGGAACCUGGUAAAGAAUAUAGUAAUGAGGUAGUCAUGACAUACUCUGGUGAAGGUGCCGACACCAUACCUCUCGAUUUCGAGAAAAACCUGAUCACAAAAACAGCACUUUAUGUUCUCUCUUGCAAUAAUAUCAAAGGAUUCCCUUCUCCGUUAACCAUCCACGUCGAUAAUCCUAUCCCAUUGGGUCGCGGUUUGGGUUCAUCUGGAGCCGCGAUUGUCGCUGGCGUUAUGCUAGGUGACGUUGUCGGAAAUUUGGGUUUGACCAGGGAACGUAUGCUUGAUUAUUGUUUAAUGAUAGAACGCCAUCCUGAUAACGUCACGGCUGCCCUGAUGGGUGGAUUCGUGGCCUCGUAUCUGAGGGAAUUAUCUCCAGAAGACGAGGAGGCAAUGACCAUUUCUAAUUCAGCAAAUCCUGCUGUGCCGCAAGGAAUAGGAAAUUACAUUAGAUUAAGUUGGGCCAGGGAAAUUAAAGCUAUAACCAUUAUACCGCAAUUUGAGGUAUCCACCGAAGAAGCCAGGAGUGUGUUGCCGACAACAUACAGCAAGCAAGAUGUGGUGUUUAAUUUGCAACGCUUAGCGGUCCUGAUCAUGGCAUUGUCAUGUUCACCGCCAAACGCGGAUUUAAUAUAUCAAGCGAUGCAGGACAGAGUGCACCAGCCAUAUCGAACAAAUUUGAUUCCUGGUCUUUCCGAGGUUCUCGCUAGCGUGAAACCUAACACGCACCCGGGACUUUUGGGAAUAUGCCUUAGUGGGGCAGGUCCCACAAUCUUGGCCCUGGCAACAGGCAACCCAGACAAAAUCGACAACAUCGCAGAGGCCAUAAAAAAUGUGUUUACCGAAAAAGGAAUAGACUCUGUCAUAAAGGUUCUGGAUGUGGUAGAUGAAGGGGCCCAAGUUUCAUAA
Molecule: messenger RNA, 1112 nt
Organism: Acaulospora morrowiae
Lineage: Eukaryota; Fungi; Glomeromycota; Glomeromycetes; Diversisporales; Acaulosporaceae
Source: the annotation of a GenBank genome assembly